Messenger RNA from Phytophthora infestans T30-4, 720 nucleotides. RefSeq lists its product as uncharacterized. The record is from RefSeq and is a predicted model, not a curated record. NCBI's taxonomy places the organism in Eukaryota, Oomycota, Peronosporomycetes, Peronosporales, Peronosporaceae. The transcript is spliced from 2 exons. Bases 1 to 720 code for a protein of 239 amino acids.
AUGUCUGAAACACAUCUUUCCGAGAAAUACCUCUACCAGAGCUCCCUCAAGAGUGAUCCAGAGAUUAAAGUCUCCUCUGGCAAGCGCGUGCCUUUCGUUAUCGAUCUUAACCAAGGAUCGUACCAGAAUGGUGUUAUUACUAUCGAUGCUACAUCCCAGCUUAAUGGAAGUGAAGGAUUUGCUUCGCUACGCGAUGCAUACAUUAUGCUUCCUUACAAGGUGAGCAUGAAGAAUACGCAUACCACUACUCCUCAGGCUAAUCCUGCUAACCGUUUUUGCGUUUCGCUGAAGUGCGGAAAUUGGAAUGUGAUCGAUUCGAUGAGUCUUGAGCUGAAUGGUAAGACUAUCGUUUCUAUGGAUGACUACAAACUGUUUUGGAACAAUAUUCGUGCUCAGACUGGAUAUAGUCCUCAGUAUGUUGAAAAGCAUGGUGCAGAGUCUUUCCUCUUCCCUGAUGCUGCUCAAUCAACAAAGUACAGUGCUACAGUCGCUACUACUGAAGAUGGCUAUUCGAAUAACACAACGUACUCCUCCACCUUCACCGCCAGCGCUACCUCUGCUACAGCUUCAGUAGUAAAUGAUGGUUUUGUGAAGCGCCUUCUUUCGAACCCACCAAAUGCUGGAGCUGACUCAUCUACGUCGUGGCCUUCCACUGGUGCCGCAUCUGCUACAACCACCAUCGCUAAUCAGCUGGGGCGUGGCGUUUUCGUGACUGCUUGA